GCAGGAACGAACAAGGCUAUCCUCACAACAAUACACACCGCAACUACGAGACCACCUCUUCUCACGAAAUAUCGAAAGAACUGUAGCUUGCACACAUGUCUACCGUCACAAAGGUGCCAUCUCGGCGCAACCGCUGCUGCAAUACGAGAAGCUGAGCUGCCCAGACCAGCUGGACCCCUAGUUUAGUCUCAACUCCGCGUCUCAACAUGCGCAUGACGGGGAUGCGGUCUUUGCUCUACCAUUAACACCUCUACUAUCAUCUCCUACGUGCCGCAGUCGUCCCUACAGCGCCAAACAACACAUCACAUAACCGCCCACCAUGGCACCGCGCAAGACGCGAGUAAAACCAACAGCGUACCCGUUCCUACCCUUCCACAUCAUACGAUGCGCGCAACUACUUUCGUCCCUAGUAGUAGCAAGUGUCAUGUUUUACUUCCUACGUGAACUAUCGCAUGAUGGGUAUAGGUUGCCAUGGACGUUUAUUCUGCUAAUGACCGUAUCCCUCCUAACCCUCGCGACACUCACAACCACGAUCAUUCUACACAUCCGCCACGGCCUGUCCGCGUCGCUGAACCUACUCCUCAACAGCAUUCUCGCGCUCCUCUGGACUGUAUCCUUCGCUUUGCUCGCAUGGUGGUGUUCGGGCACAUUGGCACAUGUAUGCGACGCAGAGAGCUGGGAAUCAGACACUGGAGUCAGCGUGUGCAGGAUGUAUAAGGCGCUGUUCAGCUUCGCUUUGUUGGGCUUUGUUGCCACGAGCUGUGCGUUGGGGUUGGAUAUCAAGGUCAUGAGGGGCGCCAGGACGAGGGGCGUGUUCCAGCAGUUGGAUGUGCUAAAUGGCGGGGAGGCGAAGAGAGAUGAAGAGGAUGCUGGAAGGGACAUCAAUCCAAAUCCUAUCGCUGCGCGAACACAACGGGGUAGGGGCGGAGACGGGUACGCGCUGCCUGAGGAGCAGUUUGAGUACAACGACAUUGGAUAUCACGGGGCAGCGGGGGAAGUUGGGCAAAGCAGGAUGUAA
Molecule: messenger RNA, 1018 nt
Organism: Alternaria rosae
Lineage: Eukaryota; Fungi; Ascomycota; Dothideomycetes; Pleosporales; Pleosporaceae
Exons: 2
Coding region: 320-1018 (232 amino acids)
Source: RefSeq, a predicted model, not a curated record